Aureobasidium namibiae CBS 147.97 is the source of this 378-nucleotide messenger RNA. RefSeq lists its product as uncharacterized. The coding region runs from base 1 to 378 and encodes 125 amino acids. The record is from RefSeq and is a predicted model, not a curated record. The transcript has 3 exons. Gene Ontology annotation, biological process: mitochondrial respiratory chain complex III assembly. Lineage: Eukaryota; Fungi; Ascomycota; Dothideomycetes; Dothideales; Saccotheciaceae.
AUGUCGGCAACAAUCGUACCUCACAACAGGACAGUGGUCCUGUCAACAUAUCGCAACCUCUUGCGCGCAACUCGCAUCGCUUUCCAAGGCGACGACAGCACACUACAGAACUCCCGUAGAUUCGCACGAGACUCAUUCGACCAAAACCGCCGCUUCAAAGCCGGCAGCAUCGAGGCAGAGAAAGCCGUCGAACACGCACAAGGAGUGGCUCAGAUCCUCAGGGAAAAUGUAGUACAAGGAUCCACCGACAAGGAGGAAUCAGAGACUUACAAACUGAACAUCCACAAGCACACCGAGAAGGGCGACAACGAGUCCGUCAAGCAGUUCAGAGGAACCACAAAGUCUUUUGCAGAGGUCAAGCGCUGCUCUCUGAUUUGA